Molecule: messenger RNA, 1170 nt
Organism: Didymodactylos carnosus
Lineage: Eukaryota; Metazoa; Rotifera; Eurotatoria; Philodinida; Philodinidae
Source: the annotation of a GenBank genome assembly
AUGAUCCACAUUCAAUCAAACACGAAAAAUAAAUCAUUGACAAAUUCUAUGACAUUAAACAGGUAUACAAUUGUGCCCUCAAGAAAAGUAAAAUAUUUAAGAUUGAUUAUAGAUGAAUUUCUGACAUUUAAACCACAUAUACAACAAAUAGCUAAGAAUGGCACACGAUACUUGGCAUAUUUGAGAAAUAUCCUUCGGAAAAAUGGAAUGUUAAAUGUUAAUAUGAUGUUACAAUUGUAUCGAACAAUGAUCAUACCGAGAACAGAUUUAUCAGCUUGUGUGUGGGCGAAUGUUACAAAAGCGGCAUUAAAACCACUGAUGAAACUACAAAAGCUGACAUUGACAACAGCACUUGGAACCUCCAGGAAGACUGUAGCACUCUCAUCUCUAGAAGUAUUCUGUAAUUUGUUACCUGUAUAUUUUAGGCUGAUGAGGAGACAGAUGAUUAAAGCAAUAACUCUACACUCACGACUUCUGUAUCAUCCCUUGUCAGCCUUAUUUGAAAAAUCAGAAAAGGGAACAAUAUUCGCAAAAUUAAAGGAAAUCAUAUCAAUAGUCAGUAGCGAUAAUAAUCCCAUGAGUGAACUGAUAAAACAUUCAGAAAUGCAUGUCCUAUUUGAACCAUGUGCUACGGCAGCUGAUGUGAUAAUCUCAAAUGAUGAGCUAGCAUUGAAUGAGGAACAAGAAUUGCUAGAAAAAAUUGAUAACACAACUAUGCUUUUGAUCUAUAUCGAUGCCUCUAAACAACAUGAUGGAGUAGCAGCAGCCGUGACAAUAAUGACAAAAGCUGGUGAUGAGUCUAGAUGGGAGGAUUAUGGCAUGUAUUUAGGACAAAAAUACUCCGUGUAUCAUGGCGAGCUGUUAGCGAUACAACUAGCUCUAAAAAUUGUAGCAGAUAUAUCACCGUCAUCAAAACAAAUUACCCUUUUCACGGAUAACCAGUCUACAUUAAAAGCCAUAGCAUCUAACAGGCAGACAAGUCCAUUGAUUCAAGAUAUUCGAAAAACAUACGAGAUAUUAAAAGAAAAAGACAGCAGUAUGAUAUUUAGAUGGAUACCGGGACACUUAUCGUCACUGACAAAUGAAUAUCGAGAAAAAGCGGAGUUCCUCGACAGGCACGGUGAAAUUAGUUUAGCAAAUGAAAAGCCUGAUAUAGGACGAAAAAUAUAG